This is a messenger RNA of Scomber japonicus (chub mackerel), 1503 nucleotides long. Its product is annotated as E3 SUMO-protein ligase ZBED1-like. Gene Ontology annotation, molecular function: protein dimerization activity. The transcript is spliced from 3 exons. The coding region runs from base 1 to 1503 and encodes 500 amino acids. The record is from RefSeq and is a predicted model, not a curated record. NCBI's taxonomy places the organism in Eukaryota, Metazoa, Chordata, Actinopteri, Scombriformes, Scombridae.
AUGGAGAGGUACUCAACAUCAGUGCCUUAUGACAAGUCAUCUAAACGCUAUAAAGAUAUCAGUCAGGCAGUCACUUAUCACAUAGCUAAGGACAUGCUUCCACUCAGUACCGUGGAGAGACCGGGUUUUAAAAACCUACUUCACGUGCUUGACCCACGAUAUGUUCUUCCUGGGCGAAAAUACUCCUCAAAAACUGCCAUUCCCCAAAUGUACCUGUUGUGCAAAGACUCCGUGCAAAAGGAAAUAUUGGAAGCAAAGUACUUUGCCACAACAUCCGAUCCGACCUGUGGUCAAGCCGUACGUCGGAGCCGAGAACUAAUUGCAGAAGGGCUGAAAGAGGCACUGCUGUCCUGGGGUCUGAUUGAGAAAAAAAUGGUGUGCAUCACCACAGACAGUGGUGCAAAUGUGGUGAAGGCGACUUCACUCAACAACUGGACAAGGCUACAAUGUUUUGGCCAUCGUUUGCAUUCUGCAAUUGGUGCUGCAGGAAAGGAUAAAAGAGUGGACAGGGCUGUAGGUGUUUGCAAGAAAGUGGUCUCUGCCUUUUCUUACUCAUGGAAGAAAAAGAGUGCACUCUCCAAAGCACAGGAACGUCUCCAUCUUCCCACACACCAGCUGAUCACAGAGUCACUAACCAGAUGGGGCUCAAGGCAGAGGAUGGUGGCAAGGGUCCUAGAGCAACAAAAGGCCAUUACUGAAGUUCUGUCUGCAGACAAAAACACCAGGCACCUGAUCCCAACUUGGCAGGACAUUGAUGUCCUUGAGUCUAUGAAUGCAGCCUUGACUCCUCUCCUGGAGUUCACAGACUCCCUUUCGGGUGAGUCAUAUGUGACCGUCUCUUAUGUGAAACCUGUGCUCCACCUGUUCCGCUCCAAUUUGCUUGAAGUAAAUGAGGGGGACACUCAGCUCACAAAAGAGAUGAAGACAAAAAUAAUGGCCUAUCUUGAUGAGAAGUAUGCAGACCCUGACACAGAUGAUCUCCUUGACAUGGCUACCUUGAUGGACCCCAGGUUUAAAGUCCAGUACAUCAGACCAGAGAAGGUAGGGGCCAUUAAAAUGAGAGCAGUGUCUGAGGUUAUGAAGGAAGGCCAAGGCCAGUCACUGGCAGGGCCUUCUGAGGGAGCAGCAAAUCAAGGUGCAGAAGGUGGAGCUGCGGCUGCGGCUGCGGCUACACCACCUCUACCACUGGGCGUGAAGAAGCAACGCAAGUCAUUGGGGAGCUUCUUCAAAAAGCAGAGUCAAGAAGAAGUUGACCUGUCUGAUGAACAACAAGUGGAGAGUGAGCUGGAAACGUACCUGAGGUGCCCUGAUGCAGACAGUGAGGCUGAACCCCUGGACUGGUGGAGGCUCCAUGAACACAACUUCCCCAGAUUGUCUCAACUGGCAAAAAAGUACCUGUGCAUCCCAGCCACCAGUACCCCCUCAGAAAGAAUUUUUAGUACUGGGGGUAAUUUUAAAACCAGAGAAGGUCAACCAGCUGGUGUUCUUAGCACAAAACCUUGA